CGGGAAUGGCUGACGAGGGGGCCGUGACGGUCUGCGUGAGGGUGCGCCCGCUUAUCGAAAGAGAGAAUGCAGAGCUGGGUGUUAAAGAAGCCAUUUCAUGGAAGAGUGAGAAAUGCAACAUCUCUCAAGUGGAUGGAACAAAGUCUUUUACAUUUGAUCGAGUGUUUCAUUCAGAAGAAAGUACCGCUGAAGUUUAUAAAGAGGUGGCUGAUCCCAUUAUAAAAUCUGCUGUUCGAGGAUAUAAUGGCACGAUUUUUGCAUAUGGCCAGACUGCUUCAGGCAAAACCUAUACAAUGUUGGGAACGAAGAAUUCUCCAGGGAUUUUACCUAUGGCCAUUGAAGAUGUAUUCAAGACAAUAUGUGCAAUUCCUGAUAGGGAGUUCUUACUCCGCAUCUCUUAUAUGGAAAUUCAUAACGAGACGAUAAAAGAUCUGCUGUGUAGUAGUAUCAGGAAGAAGAAACCUCUCAUAGUCCGAGAAGACAUCGGCAGGAACAUCUAUGUGGAAGAUCUGAUUGAAGAGGUGGUGGUUUCACCAGAGCAAGUUAUGAGCUGGCUGCAAAAAGGCGAAAAAAACAGACACUAUGGGGAGACAAAAAUGAAUGCGAGAAGCAGCCGUUCCCAUACGAUCUUCAGAAUGAUAAUUGAAAGCAAAGAAAAGACUGAUUCUUCCAGUUCAAACUGUGACGGGGCUGUCAUGGUCUCUCACUUGAAUUUGGUAGAUUUGGCUGGAAGUGAGAGAGCUAGCCAAACAGGCACCGAAGGCAUUCGGCUUAAAGAAGGUUGCAAUAUAAACCGGAGCCUGUUCAUCUUGGGUCAGGUCAUCAAGAAACUUUGUGAUGAUCAGUUUGGAGGCUUCAUAAAUUAUAGAGACAGCAAACUUACAAGAAUUCUACAGAACUCUCUCGGUGGGAAUGCAAAGACUGCUAUAAUCUGUACAGUUACUCCAGUAUCCUUGGAGGAGACAUUAAGCACCCUUCAGUUUGCUAGUACAGCGAAGGAGAUGAAAAAUAGCCCCAAGGUAAAUGAAGUUCUAGAUGAUGAUGCCCUCUUGAAGAGGUACCGAAGAGAAAUAGAAGACUUAAAGCGCCGCCUAGAAGAGGUUUCUUCAGACUGUCACACCAGAAAUGAAGAGAAAGACCAGCUUGCACAGCUCUUGGAAGAAAAGAACUCACUGCAGAAGCAGCAGCAAGACCAGAUAAGAACCUUGGCCGAGAUGGUGGUCACUUCGUCGUCUUUUUUGCAAGAACAAGAGUUAAAAGCUAGAAAGAAGAGGAGAGUUACCUGGGCCCCUGGACAAAUAAACCACAACAGGAAAAUAUUUUCAGGUUUCCCUGAAACGGCCAAAAGAUUUAAAGCCUCUUUUUUGGCCUUACCGGAGAUGGAAGAAUCUGUGUCUUCAGAAUUCUCAGAGUACGAUGAUCAGUGCCUGACAGUCACUGCUUCAAUACCAGAAGAAGAGUGGAUUCCAGGGCCUGAAAUGAGUCUGAUCCAGAAAGAUUUUGCAGAUUCCGUCCAUCUCUGUGAAACUCUUGCAGCAGAAAGAGACAGUGCUGUGAAUAAACAGCAAGUUACCCAAGCAGAGUUGGAGUUCUUGCAGAUAGAAAAAGAACAGCUGUCGCAAGAAGUAAGGGAACUGACAGAGAAAAUAGAAAUAAAUGAAUUUGUAGUUCUGGAAAAGGAAACCCAUAAGGAGCAUGAGAUGCAACUAAUGCAUGAAAUUUCCAACUUAAAGGCUGUAAUUGCAAAUGCUGAAGGGUACAAUCAAGAUCUUCAGGAUGACUUGAAGUCAAAAGAGUUACAGCUCAAGGAAAAAGAGAACAAAAUAACAGCAUUAGAAAAACAGAUAACUGAGCUAAAUAGCCUUUUGGAAGAAUCUCGGAGGACAGACAGUGGGAACAUAGAAGAGGUGUCUCUAAUGGGAACUUCAAGUCAAAUGGAUGAAAUGAAACGGUCUCUCAGUGAUGCUGAAAUCGUAGCCAUGGAUGCCAAGAAGGAAUCUGCUUUCCUCCGGAGUGAAAACCGAGCACUAAAAGAGCGAAUGGACCAACUCUUGGAUGAUUACAACCACAUCAAAAAAGAUGCUGAGUCUUACAAAAGCCAGUUAGAAGCCGGCAAAGUCAUGUACAAAAAAAUGCAGUCUGACUUGCAGAAGGAAUUGCAAUAUUAUUUUCAAGAAAAUGCAAAACUGACUUCUCUCCUGGAGGGUAAAAUUCCAGAAGACAACCAAUCCUCUGUGGAGCUGCAUGAAAAAAUGGUGCAUUUAAAAAAUGAAUUGAAUAACACUUUAGGAGAGAACAUUUCUUUAAGAAAAGAAGUGGCUGCAUUGUCAGAAACUGGCCCGAAACCUGACCUCGAGAUCUUGCACAAGGAGAUUCUUGAAAAAUCUGAGACAAUCACUUCCUUAACCUCUGAAAGGGAAACCUUGUUGUCUCAAUUAGCUGAAAAGGAACAGAUGCUCCUUCAAAUGGCUGAUGCCCUAAAAGCCAAAGAGGAUUUUGCAAAUGCUGAAGCAGUAAGAAAAAACGAAGCUGUUCAAGAGCUAAAGCAUCAGUGUCAUGGAUUAGAGCGGGAAUUAUCCACGGUAUCAGAAGAGAACACACAGAUAAAAGACCAAAUAGAAAAGUUAAUUGGUGAAAACCUCAAACUCAAUGCAGCCAUUAGUGAGAUAGUGCAAGAGCUGUCCAGCAAGGUUGAAGAACUCCAAGCAAAGGACCUAGAACAGGAGAAGUUUCUCUGUAUGGAAGAACAGCUCAACCAUGCCCGCCAGGAGCUGAGCCACAUGGAACAGCAGCUCAAAGAUCAGUUGAAGGAUUAUGAGUCUAAAGUGGCAGCUGGGGAGGUGGAAAGGCUGGCCCUCGUCCAGCGACUUCAAGGCAGAGGAGAAGAAAUAAGUGCCCUGUCCCAGGAAAGAGAUGAGCUGAAGCAAAUGCUGGAGGUACUUCAGAGAGAAAGAGAUCAAAUGAAAGAUGACAUAGAAGAGUCAGUGACCGUGAACAUUGAAGCACAGAAUGAACUGAGAAGUACUCAGACUGCUCUGAAGCAGUGUCAAAAAGACAUCAAAGAGCUGCAGGCAACAGUUUUAGAGAGAGAGUCCCAAAUUGCAAGUCUUAAAGAAACUUCGGAGACUACCAUUAAUGAGCAGGAGCUACAGAUAUUGAGAUUAACAGAAGAUUUGGAGCAGGCCGCCCUGGAGAAGAAUCAAUUAAACGCAGGAGGGGAAGUACUAAAAGAAAAUAAUGAGCUUCAAUUAAUGAGGGAGCAAAUUUUCUGCCUAGAGGAAGAGAAAACUAAGUUACAGCAACAACUGGAAGCUAUGCAAGAGGAAAAGGCUCUGAGCCAGGAAAGCCAUCAAUUGCUGACCAUUCACAUAAAAGACUCUCAAGCAAAGGGAAUGCAAGAGGAAGAGCUCAUUGGCAUGAAAGAAGAACUUGGCAAAACUCUUCAGAAACUGAGUGAAAUGGGAGAGCAACUAAGAGCCAGUGAGUCCAGAAUGGAAGCAGACAAGCUGGCGAUGGCUCAGGAACUUUGCAAGCAGGAAGAAGUAGUAAGAUCUCUCGUUCAGGAAAGAGAUCUCUUGAGACAUGAGCGAGAUACUCUUCAGCUCGAGAAGGAACAAGUCCAAGAAGAAAUGCGAGUCAUUCAAUCAGUGCACUCCAGCAAGACCCAAGAGCUGCAAGACCAGGAGAAGGAGCAAGAAGAGUAUCUGCAAAUGGAAGAGCAGUACUCUGGGGAAGCCCAGCAGAAUAAGAGUGAAAUUGAACAUCGGAAGGAUCUGGAGUCCAGGCUUGAGGCUAAAGAGAUGGAGAUCCAUGAAAUGGCUGAGAGACUGCAGCAGAAUGAAGAAGAGAGAAAAUGCUUAGUCCUGGAACCAGAUGACCUGAAGCACAAGUGGGAUGGUCUCCAAGUUGAAAAAGAGAAUCUCAAGGAGCCACUUGAAGUGACCACCACAAAGCUGGCCAGCAAUAUCCAAGAGUGGCAAGCAAAGAAUACUCAAGAGGAAGAGCUCAUCAUUGCGCAGGAGAAGCUCAGCCAAGCUCUUCAGAAACUGAGUGAAAUGGAAGAGAUGAGAGAGCAACUGAAAGACAGCGAGCACAGAAUGGAAGCGGACAGGAUGGCAGCUGCUCAGGAACUUCGUGAACAUGAAGAAGCAAUAAGAACUCUAGUCCAGGAAAGAGACGACUUGAGGCAUAAACAGGCUGCUCUCCAGCUAGAGAGGGAUCAAGUCCAAGAGGAAAUGAGAGCAACUCAAUCCAUGUUGUCGAGCAAGAUUCAAGAGCUACAAGUCGAGGCAAGAGAGUUCCUUCAGGUGAAAGAACAGCUCUGUGGUGAAGCCCACCAGAAUCGGAGGGAGACGGAACAACUGGCGGAGCAACUGAGGGCUCUAGAAUCCCGGCUUGAGGCUAAAGAGAGAGAGAAAUUGGAAAUGGCUGAGAGACUUCAGGGUGGUGAAGAGGAGAGAAGAGCCUUAGUCCUGGAAAGGGACGACUUGAAGCAGCGGUGGGCUGCUCUCCACACUGAGACAGAGAAGCUGAAAGAGCUCCUGGAAGAGACCACCUCCAAGCUCUCCAACAAGACCCAAGAACUGCAAGACCAGGAAAAAGAGCAAGAAGAGUCUCUGCAAAUGGAAGAGCAGCACUCUGGGGAAGCCCAGCAGAAUAAGAGUGAAAUUGACCAUCUGAAGGAUCUGGAGUCCAGGCUUGAGGCUAAAGAGAUGGAGAUCCAGGAAAUGACUGAGAGGCUUCAGCGGAGUGAAGAAGAGAGAAAAUCCUUAGUCCUUGAAAGAGAUGCCUUGAAGCACAAGUGGGAUGCCGCCAAAGCUGAAAAAGACAAGCUCAGAGAGCUCCUAGAAGAGACCACUGCAGAACUGGCCAGCAAUAUCCAAGAGUGGCAAGCAAAGAAUACUCAAGAGGAAGAGCUCAUCAUUGCGCAGGAGAAGCUCAGCCAAGCUCUUCAGAAACUGAGUGAAAUGGAAGAGAUGAGAGAGCAACUGAAAGACAGCGAGCGCAGAAUGGAAGCGGACAGGAUGGCAGCUGCUCAGGAACUUCGUGAACAUGAAGAAGCAAUAAGAACUCUCGUCCAGGAAAGAGACGACUUGAGGCAUAAGCAGGCUGCUCUCCAGCUAGAGAGGGAUCAAGUCCAAGAGGAAAUGAGAGCAACUCAAUCCAUGUUGUCGAGCAAGAUUAAAGAGCUACAAGUCGAGGCAAGAGAGUUGCUUCAAGUGAAAGAACAGCUGUGUGGUGAAGCCCACCAGAAUCAGAGGGAGACGGAACAACUGGCAGAGCAACUGAGGGCUCUAGAAUCCCGGCUUGAGGCUAAAGAGAGAGAGAAAUUGGAAAUGGCUGAGAGACUUCAGGGUGGUGAAGAGGAGAGAAGAGCCUUAGUCCUGGAAAGGGACGACUUGAAGCAGCGGUGGGCUGCUCUCCACACUGAGACAGAGAAGCUGAAAGAGCUCCUGGAAGAGGCCACCUCCAAGGCUUUGGAGCUGCAAGAACAGCUUGAAAAUGCUAAUGGUUCCCUCAGAGAAUAUCAUGAUACUGUAGAAGAAUUGAGAGGUGAGAACUCCCAGGCAUCAAGAAUGCAGGAGAAUCUCCACCAGAACAUUGAGGAACUGAAGCAGAAGGUUUUAGAUACUCAGGCAGAGGUGGAGAAGUUGCUGGAGAAAACAAAAUGCCAAGAGCAGCAGAUUGCUAGGCAGGAGAGCUUGAUCAUUGAGCAAGAGGAGCAGCUUCGGAAACGGGAAGCAGAACUUGAAACAGAAACGGCACUGCUAAAAAUGCAGUUGGAGGAGUUGACUGAAAAAUUAACAUUACAAGUUGCUGAAAACAACCAUUUGCUGGCUAAAUGGAAAGCUGAGGCCAAGAAUGUGCAGCAACUUGGGAUGGAGAAUUCUAUGCUUAAAAAAGAAAGGGACAACAUCCAGCAAGCAAUGGAGAACGCUAAAGCUGAGAACGACCAGCUUCAGAGCAACUUGCUUGAAAACACUGAGAAGUUCUCCAAAACAAAUGCAAAAUUGGAGCAAGAUUUGCAUGAACUGAAACAGCAACUGGAAAAAGACACUCAAGAAAAGAUGCCGGAAAACAAAGAACAAGAGAACCUUGAAAUGCUUCAAGCAAAAGUCUCAAAAAUAACGGAGGCUCUGCAGAAACUCCCGCUGAUAGAAAAGAGAUACGAAUAUCUUGGAAGAAUUGCACUUUAUCUAAACAUUGAAGUUAACAAUCAAAAAGCACUAGUGGCAAAAGGUCUUGAAGAAGUGUCCCGCGAGAAGGCAAAACCGAUCAGAAAACUUCAAGUGGAACAUGAGCUCGUAAGCAACAGUCUCCACAGAUUGCUGAACAAAGUGCAGUUCCUUUUUACCCGCCUGUGCAAGAAGAAGGGUGAAUACUAUGCUAGCAUCAGCAACUACACACUGGAGCUGCUUGAUGAGAGGAGAAAACAACACGAGCUGUUAAUUCAGAUCCAAAGUCUUAAGCCUUGCCAGAACCCACAUGCCGCUGUAUCUCAGCAGCUCCGUAUACCUGAACUGAGCCAGAAUUUGGACUUCUAUGGAGAGCAAAUUUGGAACGAUGUGUCCCAAAUGGAUGAUGAAAUUCACAGUAUAGAAGUGAUGUUGCAACAACUGGAGAUCGAUGGCAGAAGAGCAAGCAGGUGUUCAGUUCCUUUUGAUGUACAAGACUUUGAGACGAGAACAAAGCAAGACAGCGAGAGGCUGUUGCCUGUGGGCCGGUUCUUGAAACCUAAAUCUCAGGUUCUCAUAGAAGCUAGAGAAGAGCUAGAAGCCAGGAAAGCUAAUUACUGCACAGAGGCAGAAGCCGCUCUGAAAAUAUGCAGAGAGAGAACGAGGGAAUUGCUUCAGGAACUGAAUACCCUUAAAGAACUGCAAGUGCCUAGUGGUCAUGCUAACCUUAUCCUAGAAGAAGAAAAUUACAGACUUGACAGUAAAUUAAAAGCGCAAGAUCAAGACAUGCAGGGUCUGAAGCUGAAAAUUCAAGAACUAGAAAAUGCAGCAAACAAAGCAGGGAAAAAUCUUCUAGAAAAGGAAAAAAGAAUAGCGGUGCUAGAAAUGGAACUUAAAGUGAGAGCAUCCAAGAGCGAAGUGGUCCGACUUCGGGCUUCAUUAGAGGAGAAAGAGAACUGCCUAACUAGUACAGUAAUGGAGAACCAGACUCUCAAGGCCCAGCUGAACAAAGGUGCUCAACUGUAUAAGGAAGAAAUUGAGGACCUCAAAACUAAACUUGCUAAAGCUGAUAUGGCAAUAAUGAAACAGUCCAAAUGUUUUGACCGGGAAAUGGCAAACGCAAAAGCUCUUGCAGAGCACAGGGGUGAACAGUUAAGAAAACUGAGGGAAGAUCUGCGCCAAGCACAACAAGAUCAAGAUGUAACAGUAAUGUCCAGCAAAGACAUUUCUCAGCCAUCCCUACCUAUAACUUGCGGUGGUGGAAGUGGAAUUGUACAAAAUACCCAGCUGCUCAUGCUGCAGUGUGAGCGUGCUAAACUGGAAAGAGAACUUGGCCAGCUCAAGAAAGAACAUGAACUGCUGCUGAAAAAUGAACUUCUGUUGAAAGAGGAAGUUAAGAAAUGGAAGGAGCGAGCUCUGAAGAUGAAAGAACAAUCUAGAGACAUUAGUGAAGAACCAAGAUUAAAAUCUCCAAGGAAAACUGCACCUCCCUCAUUGGCAGGGCUGUCUUCCUCUCCUUCCUCACGAGCAGUUCUGUCAUUGGAUACACCACCUGUGCAGUUGAAUUGUCCAGUGUCUUUCUUUGAUAAUUCAUGCUUGGGAACCUUUAAUGACGUAAAGCUUGCAGGUGGUGAAUCCACAGAAGCAGCAUCUUCAGAAAACGGUCUUAAACGCAGGAUUGCCAGAACAAAUAAAGACAGCGCCCCUGAGUGCAAGACACAAUAACACCGCUGCUUUUUGUUCGUUUAUUCAUUACUUUUAUGGACUCUAAGCAGAAUCUUUCAGGUUACCAAAGCAAGGAUUUUAAUUUCCUCAGCACUGAGGGGAAUAGUCAGCUAUGCCUGUCAGUUUUAUUUGGCAGGGUGUAUUUGUGUGUGUGUGUAUUUGUAUAUUCUCCUUUGGAUUUUUCCUACUUGCAUGUAACAUUCUAAAUAAAGUUCCAAGA
Eublepharis macularius is the source of this 8121-nucleotide messenger RNA. RefSeq names its product centromere protein E (gene CENPE). Gene Ontology annotation, cellular component: microtubule. Gene Ontology annotation, biological process: mitotic cell cycle; microtubule-based movement. The coding region runs from base 6 to 7901 and encodes 2631 amino acids. The transcript is spliced from 46 exons. Gene Ontology annotation, molecular function: microtubule binding; plus-end-directed microtubule motor activity; ATP binding. The record is from RefSeq and is a predicted model, not a curated record. Lineage: Eukaryota; Metazoa; Chordata; Lepidosauria; Squamata; Eublepharidae.